AUCAUCCAAAAUGGGUCGUGCAGAGGUGGGAACUCCCAAAUACUUGGCCAACAAAAUGAAGGCCAAGGGCCUGCAGAAGUUACGCUGGUAUUGUCAGAUGUGUGAGAAACAAUGUCGUGAUGAGAAUGGUUUCAAAUGCCACACCACCAGCGAAAGCCAUCAGCGCCAGUUGCUCCUGUUUGCCGAUGCUCCGGGCAAAUUCCUGCACAGCUUUUCCAAAGAAUUCUCCGAUGGAUAUAUGGAAUUACUGCGAAGACGAUUCGGCACCAAACGUGUCAAUGCCAAUAAGGUCUAUCAGGAAUACAUUGCCGACAAGAAUCACAUACACAUGAAUGCCACCCGGUGGCUAACAUUAUCCGAUUAUGUUAAAUGGUUGGGUCGAACGGGUCAAGUGGUGGCCGAUGAAACGGAAAAAGGUUGGUUUGUCACCUAUAUCGAUCGCAGUCCCGAGGCUCUGGAGCGACAGGCCAAAGCUGAACGUAAAGAGAAAAUGGAAAAAGAUGAUGAGGAGCGUAUGAUGGAAUUCAUUGAGAAACAAAUUGAAAAGACGAAAAAGAAAGAUGGUACAACGGGGGAAAAUGAUGAAGAAAAAUACACGGAACUCAGAAGAGAUGAGGAACAACCCUUGAAAUUGGAUAUACGUUUGGAAAAGAAAUUCCAACCGGAAACAAAAUUGUUGGCACCGUCGGCAUUGAUGGCAAAGAAAAGGGUGAAACAAGAAAAACGGGAUGAUGACAACAGUAGUGGUUCAGAGUGUGAAGAAGAUGAGGAGGGUUUUAAGAAACCCAAGGCAAUUAAAUUAGAAAAUAAUAAACACAAAUCAUCAUCAGGAUCUGGAUCCUCAUCUUCUACCUCAGCCUUGGAUGAAAUCAUAAAAAUGGAAGAACAGAAAAAGGAAAAAGCCAAUCGCAAGGACUAUUGGUUGCACGAGGGUAUUGUGGUGAAGUUCAUUAGCAAAUCAUUGGGUGAAAAAUUCUAUAAACAAAAAGCCGUCAUUCAAGAGGUGGUGGAUAAAUAUGUGGCCAAGGUGAAAUUUUUGGAAACGGGUGAAAAAGUCAAAGUUGAUCAGGCCCAUUUGGAAACUGUUAUACCAGCCCUUGACAAACCGAUACUAGUGGUAAAUGGUGCCUAUAGAGGUUGUGAGGCUAUACUGCGAAAAUUAGACGAAAAGCGUUAUUGUGUUACCAUUGAAAUUGCCCGUGGGCCGUUGAAGGGACGCAUUGUUGAAAAAGUACAAUAUGAAGACAUUUCGAAAUUAUAUUGA
Messenger RNA from Musca vetustissima, 1264 nucleotides. It is a transcript of the gene kin17, whose product is annotated as DNA/RNA-binding protein KIN17. The record is from RefSeq and is a predicted model, not a curated record. Gene Ontology annotation, molecular function: double-stranded DNA binding. The transcript has 2 exons. Gene Ontology annotation, cellular component: nucleus. NCBI's taxonomy places the organism in Eukaryota, Metazoa, Arthropoda, Insecta, Diptera, Muscidae. Gene Ontology annotation, biological process: DNA replication; DNA damage response. The coding region runs from base 11 to 1264 and encodes 417 amino acids.